Messenger RNA from Lepus europaeus (European hare), 1167 nucleotides. Its product is annotated as pepsin F. The transcript has 9 exons. Bases 1 to 1167 code for a protein of 388 amino acids. Lineage: Eukaryota; Metazoa; Chordata; Mammalia; Lagomorpha; Leporidae. Gene Ontology annotation, molecular function: aspartic-type endopeptidase activity. Gene Ontology annotation, biological process: proteolysis. The record is from RefSeq and is a predicted model, not a curated record.
AUGAAGUGGCUUGGGGUCCUCGGGCUGGUAGCCCUCUCGGAGUGCUUGGUCACAAUCCCUCUGAUGAAGGUGAAGUCCAUGCGAGAAAAUCUCCGGGAAAACGACAUUCUUCAAGACUACCUGGAGAAGCACCCCUACCGCCCGACCUACAAGUUGCAUAGCAGACACCAGGACCCAGAUGUCUCCUUUGAGCCCCUGAGGAACUACCUGGAUCUGGCCUACAUCGGCAUCAUCAGCAUCGGAACACCCCCCCAGGAAUUCAAGGUCGUCCUUGACACCGGCUCUGCUGACUUGUGGGUGCCCUCCAUCUACUGCUCCAGCCCGGCCUGUGGUAAACACAACACCUUCAACCCUCUGCUGUCCUCCACCUUCCUGGUCUCGGGCCGGCCCAUUAACAUCGUCUAUGGCUCCGGGAGGAUGUCGGGAUUUCUUGCCUAUGACACCGUUCAGAUUGCGGGCCUCGUGGACGUAGCCCAGGCCUUUGGCCUGAGCCUGCAGGAGCCUGGCAAGUUCAUGGAGUAUGCAGUCUUCGAUGGCAUCCUGGGCCUGAGCUACCCUAGCCUUAGCUUCGAGGGCAUCACCCCUGUCUUUGACAACCUGUGGGCACAGGGCCUCAUUCCUCAGAACCUCUUUGCCUUCUACUUGAGCAGCAAGGAAGAGAAAGGCAGCGUGCUGAUGCUCGGCGGCGUGGACCCCUCCUACUACAGCGGGGACCUUCACUGGGUGCCUGUGUCCAGACCUCUCUACUGGCAGCUGGCCAUGGACAGAAUCUCCAUGAAUGGGGAGGCCAUUGCUUGUGUCAGUGGCUGCCAGGGCAUCGUCGACACGGGGACCUCGUUGCUGAUUGGCCCGCAGGACCCUGUCCUCAACAUCCAGAAGGUCAUCAACGCCCAGCACUCCCAUAGCGGCGAGUACGUCAUCGACUGUGACGCCAUCAGCACCCUGCCUGACAUCAUCUUCACCAUCGAUGGCGUGGACUACCCCGUGCCAGCCAGUGCCUACAUCCGCAAGAGCUCAGCACAUAGCUGCUACAGCAACUUCGAGGAGAGCUCCACCCAUGAGUCUGAGCCAUACGAGGUCUGGGUUCUGGGAGACGUCUUCCUGCGGCUCUACUUCACCGUGUUCGACCGGGCCAACAACAGGAUCGGCCUGGCCCCUGCCGUGUGA